AUGUCGCUGCAAACGCAGAACCUACACAAAGUUUCCGAGAUCCCGCUCUCGCAGAUCAAGAGACCCAUUGCACCCGUGCUAGACGAACCCAAGAUCGACUCCAUGGAGACCACGCUCAAAACAAACGCGGAACUGCCUCCGGUAGACGUGCUCCAGAUGAAGAACAGCAAAGGUAGCGUGGUGAACUUUGCGUUUGGCGGUUGCCACCGUCUGCAAGCAUACGAUCGUCUCGCACGAGCCACCAACGGGGAUCCCUUGGUACGUUGCAAGAUUCUGCCCGCGACGCGCCAGCAGCUGGAGCUGUAUCUAGGCUCGUCGCUCGCUGUGAUCGACGACGAGUGA
Messenger RNA from Torulaspora globosa, 342 nucleotides. RefSeq names its product sulfiredoxin (gene SRX1). Gene Ontology annotation, molecular function: sulfiredoxin activity. The coding region runs from base 1 to 342 and encodes 113 amino acids. The transcript has a single exon. The record is from RefSeq and is a predicted model, not a curated record. Gene Ontology annotation, cellular component: cytoplasm. Gene Ontology annotation, biological process: cellular response to oxidative stress. NCBI's taxonomy places the organism in Eukaryota, Fungi, Ascomycota, Saccharomycetes, Saccharomycetales, Saccharomycetaceae.